AUGCCACGAGAGCAAGUCAAGAAACUAUUACACCGUUUCUACGAGCCCUUGGUGCUGCUUCACGUUCUCGACCCAACCCAAGGUGAUCAUGUGCGGGAAGAAGCCGACAGACUGCCACUGGAUAUCACAUCCUCGAAAGAGCUGCGUCGCCGCCUUGUCAGCGCUCUGGCUUAUAUCUGUGAUUUCGAAAAGGGUGGAGACAGCUUUACUGCGAUAUUUAUCAUCCAAAGUCCACUGACAUACUACAUUGCUUGCAAUGAGGGUCCGCGUCCAAAAACACUAUCUUUCUUCCGAAACACCCUCGACCAUUUCGAGAAAGUCUACGAUCUGGAUGAAGGGCAACGAGCCAGAGCCAAAGGGAAGAUCUUGACCGAAAGUGUCAAAUUCAGCAGCAAGCGCCUUAAGGCGUAUUGGAGCUUUCUCCGGAACGUCCUAGUACGAUGCGAGGAAAUUCUGAAGGACGAACCUGAGAGCAAAGUUUUCUCUGCUUUGAAACAAGGGUUGAUCGACUCCAGUCCGAAUUUGUUGACUCUAUGCCAUCAUUGCUACGGGCUGUUGAAAUCUGCAGAAUUCAAUUUCGUACGGGAGAGAGCCAACCUCGCCGAUACUCAGAACAACAAGCGAAACCUCUUUGCGGAAGUCAAGCAUUUUGUGGGUCGUCUAGCCUUUCACGUCAAAACGAUCGAUGUCCUCAUGGUUGCGGCCGUAAGGCUGCCGAGUCUCUUUCAGGAUCCUGAGAUUGAGCCUGUGAAAGGCCCCCCUGAGCAGAUACAGGCCCCUGCACUUCGCCAACAGACACGUCUCGGUGGCAUUGUCAACCGUAUGGUCAAACCUGGGAACCGAGAGAUGCUGGCCGAACUGAACGACCGCCUCGCAGACUUGGAUCGCACAUUCCAGGUCGAAGACUUGGUCAGGAGGACGUACGAAAGGAAAGGUAUAGAGCCUCGAGUUCAUGCCGAACUCAUACUUUUGGAGUACUAUUACAAGCAUUGUGCUGAUUUAGAGUUGUUCGAGAACGAUCGGUACAUUGGCACCAGCAAGCCAGCCUGUUACUGUUGUUCACUCUACUUGCGUGAGCAUCCAGCUGCUUUCGAGCAGUCAGCAAGUCAUCAGAGAAUAUAUCUGAACUGGUUGCCACCAGCGACUUCGGCUAGUGGCCCAGGUUCAGCAUGCCUGUUGGCUGCUCAUAGCCAGAAAAUGUUGAACAGGAUGACAGAACUCAUCCGAACGAGGACCAUUGAGCAAAUCAGAACUCAGAGCGGUCGACGACCCAAGAAUUUCGAUUCUACGACGGGUGAGACCAUUUCUACCCGCGCUAUUGCUGCUCUACAACGAUUUCAAGAGGUGCCGGAGCCUCAGGGUCGCGACUCCGACUCAAGUGACCACGACAGCACUCCCGAAGGAGACGAGGACGAGUUUAUGUCCGACCUCGCCAUACAAUUGGAACCGCCGUCCGACGAGAGGGACAGAGACAGCGACGAAGAUUCCGAAUUGACUGGAGGUGUUGAAUUGCUUUAAAUCUCGUAGCAGGCACUUUUGCUCCAAAUUGGAUCCGUCGUGUUUCCGGUCUAGAGCACAAGAUCCGUGGCACCUGAAGCGCUGGGAAAACCACUCGGAGUCCCUUGUCAAAUGUGUAUGCAAGCUGGUAUUAG
Messenger RNA from Exophiala xenobiotica, 1652 nucleotides. RefSeq lists its product as uncharacterized. Bases 1 to 1518 code for a protein of 505 amino acids. NCBI's taxonomy places the organism in Eukaryota, Fungi, Ascomycota, Eurotiomycetes, Chaetothyriales, Herpotrichiellaceae. The transcript has 3 exons. The record is from RefSeq and is a predicted model, not a curated record.